AACCGCUGAAAAUGGUGGACGAAGUCAAUUUGAAGGGACUUUACAAAAUGCUUACGAAUUAUGACAAAAAACGUAUUUUGUUUCAAAUAUUUUACGCAGAAACUCGAUAAGAGAUUAUGAGAAUACUGUGGCUUUUGUAUAAACUGAGGAUUUGCUAUGAAUUGCCUUUUUUCAGCCUCUGUUAGUCUUAAUUCUAGUAAGUGUUGUUUUGUGGGACUUUCAGCUGAUAUAGCUCAACGUCUACCAACGUCUGUGCAGGAUCCUGGUAAAGUAAUCAUAUUCAAGGUAGAAUGGCCAGAGGGUGUAGCAUUCGUUAGCUGGUCAGGUGAUGUGGCAGUGAACAGAUCUGUCGGUAUUGGACAAACACAGUCUUCUGCCAUAAUUGAGAUAGGCAGGAAAUUUGCAUAUCUCAAUGGAAUACAAGAUGGAGAACAGAUUGUUAGGAACCAAGAAAGAAGUGGCAAAAGAACAGACAAGUUUUUAARGCAAUUUACUGUUUUUCUUCAUCCAAGUUCUGUUAGAUUUCAAAAGCUGAAGUGUGGAAAAGAUCAUCCUGUUGUGUUUACAGAGGAUUAUGAAGGCCUGGCGAAGAYAGUAGUGAUAAAAAAGGUUUUGUCACCGAGAGAGAGAAUGGARUUGUUGAAUAUUAGUAAGGGGAAGGGCAAAGGGAGUGAAAGCAGUCAGGGAAACCAAGGGAUGAAAGAUGUCAUGCCUAAGCCAGGAAUAAGGUAUUUACUUACCCAAUUUUUUUAUAUAUGUAAGAUAGAAGAACUUGGCCAUGAUGUUGUGUUAGUGGCAUUCCAAACUUGGGUGUGUCAAGCAGGCAGUGAAGCAUCCCCUCUAGUGAUAUGGAAUGGAGCCACUGUGACCUAUGAUUGUCAAGGUAUUCAUCUGGAAAUGAGUAUUACAGUUCUCAGUCAUACUCAGAGUACAUCCAACCCUGAGAACAUACCUUACCAUAACAUCAUGCCAAGCACACUGGAUAGAAUAAAGGUUGUCAUAGGUGAUGUGAGAUCCAUGUCUAAAGGUGUGAAAGAGUUGUUGCAGGUCCAGUCUGACUAUAAGGCACAGUGUUGUUGUACUAUCAAGGAUCUUGGAGGGUUUGAUGAACCGUUCAAAAAAUGUAUGAACCAUCUCUUAGUUUCCUUGACAAAAGAUCCCUUCUCUACCCUCCUGAGUGGUGGUUUGACAGCUGGCCUUGGAAACGGAGCUGUUCUGAUAUGUGGCAGUGGCACCAAUGCAGGGGAGGGGUGUGGCAAGACCUCUCUUGCACAUACUUUGUGUCAUCAGCUACAACAGUGGCCUGUGUGUGCACAUGUUACUAUCAUAGAUUGUAUUCCGCUACGAGCUAAGAGAGUAGAAACAAUUCAGCGGCAAUGGCAGCAAGCAUUUGCAGAGGCAGCCUGGUACCAACCAUCUGUUAUCCUAUUGGAUAAUCUUGAUCAUGUGAUCUCAGCCCCAAAUCUUACCCAAGAAAUGGGAGGAGAAGGAUUUUAUAGAAAGAGGCUUGUCGAAGUUUUCAAGGACCUCCUGGCAGUAGAGGUUGCCAACAGCAGUUCAAUUGCCGUCAUAGCAACAAGCAGAUCACUUGAUUCUCUCCAUGCUGCAUUACAGUCAGGGCAUGGUUCUCAUAUUUUCCAGUGCUGUGUAGAGCUUGGUGCUUUGAGUGAAGAGCAAAGAGAAGAAGUGCUCUCUGUAAUAAUCAAAAGAAGGUUUGAGAAUGUCAGCCAACAAGAGCUAGAUGCUGUCUUAAAAUCUGUURCUCAAAAGUCAGAGGGAUUCUCACCCAAGGAUCUUAGUAGACUAACUGACAAAGCACUGCAUUUCUCUGUUGUGAGAAAAAAUAAUAAAACUAAAGAACCAAGUCAGCCUUGCCUUCUUCUGGAUGAUUUCCACCAAGCAUUAUCAGGGUUCAUACCAGCAUCUCUUCAAGGAGUCCACCUGCACAAGGCUGGGGAACUGAGUUGGUCUGAUGUUGGAGGACUGCAAGAUGUCAAAGAAGCUCUGAAGGAGACUCUUCUUUGGCCCUCAAAAUACAGAAAGAUAUUUUUAAAAUGUCCUCUUCGCCUUCGUUCUGGUCUGCUCCUCUAUGGUCCCCCAGGAACUGGGAAAACAUUGCUUGCUGGUAUUGUGGCUAAAGAAAGUGGGCUGAACUUCAUUAGCAUCAAAGGACCUGAGCUGUUGAGUAAAUACAUAGGAUCCAGUGAACAGGCUGUCAGAGAUGUUUUUGCAYGGGCACAGACAGCCAAGCCAUGUAUUUUGUUCUUUGAUGAAUUUGACUCUCUUGCUCCUCGGCGUGGUCACGACAGUACAGGGGUGACAGACCGUGUUGUUAAUCAACUGUUGACACAGCUAGACGGAGUGGAGGGCUUAGAGGGAGUUUAUAUACUUGCUGCAACAAGCAGACCAGGGCUUAUUGACCCAGCUUUGUUACGACCGGGAAGACUGGAUAAGUGUGUAUACUGCCCUAUUCCUAACAAGUCUGAAAGACUAGAGAUUCUCCUAGCAUUAACACACAACAUUCCUCUUGCCGACGAUGUUGACCUGCAAACAUUAGCAGACAAGUGUGACCACUUCACUGGAGCUGACUUGAAAGCACUUCUAUACAAUGCACAACUAGAGUCCAUCCACAGAUGUACCAGCAAGCUUAAACUGUAUGGAAAUAUAUUCAACACRCAAGAUGAAACAAAACAACUAGGAAAUCCAAAAGAAGACAAAGAUGAGAUGAGUGGACAGCUGUCAGUAAUUCAGGAAAGUUUUUUGGCUUUUAGUAUCAGUGAAGGAAAGAAAACAUUAUCAAGAGAAGAUUGCGACACAAUUAAAACUGAGCUUGCUGCUCUUGAGAAGAAACAUUCUGCACUUCAGACUAUGGCAAAGUCAGAAAAAAAGGAAAAUAUAAUAUAUAUCACCCAAUCAGACCUUGAUAGAGCAGCUUCUACGAUGAGGCCAUCUGUGUCUCCAAAAGAGAGACUCGGCUAUGAAAACCUGUAUGACUCUUUUGUCAAAUCACGAGGUGGUAGCUUCACAAAGAAUCUACCACUGGACAGCAAAGCCACACUAGCCUGAUGAAAACCAUACACCCACAGAAAAGAAACUACCUACGCUUGAAGAAAAUUUUGCAACAAAGUCGUUCAAUUUUGAUUAUAUUUUUGAACUCAAACAAGCCUGUCAUACAAAAAUCACAUUUAUCAUUAAUUAUUAUAGACUGAUAAUAUUUAACGUGCAUAAAUUUUUAAGCAAAUUUGAAUAAAAAAUUUACAUUUGAA
Actinia tenebrosa (Australian red waratah sea anemone) is the source of this 3266-nucleotide messenger RNA. RefSeq names its product peroxisomal ATPase PEX1. Gene Ontology annotation, biological process: protein import into peroxisome matrix. Gene Ontology annotation, cellular component: peroxisomal membrane; peroxisome; cytosol. The record is from RefSeq and is a predicted model, not a curated record. Gene Ontology annotation, molecular function: ATP hydrolysis activity; ATP binding. Lineage: Eukaryota; Metazoa; Cnidaria; Anthozoa; Actiniaria; Actiniidae.